Aspergillus welwitschiae is the source of this 850-nucleotide messenger RNA. RefSeq lists its product as uncharacterized. The record is from RefSeq and is a predicted model, not a curated record. The transcript is spliced from 2 exons. Bases 110 to 469 code for a protein of 119 amino acids. Lineage: Eukaryota; Fungi; Ascomycota; Eurotiomycetes; Eurotiales; Aspergillaceae.
CGGGAAUGCUGACGGAGACAGAAGCCUCGAUCUCACCCACAUCUCAACACCAUCACCCUUCAACCUCCCACCAUCCACAACCCCCUGUCACAAACACCUACUAUCAAUCAUGUCUUCCCAAAGCCCCAUCUCUCAAUAUCUAUUCGCCAUCCAAUCACUCCCACUCCUCGGCAGCGGCCUCUACACCCUCCUUUCUCCCGCUUCCGCUGCGCAAUCACCGUAUCUACCUCUGCGGGGCGUCAGCAUAGGGACUAUCCAAGCAAUGAGUCUUUCCUCCUUGACGCUGGGCACUUUCUAUGCUCUCGUCGCCUAUCAGAAUAACACCCAGAUGAUGGUGGCUACGAUACCGACACGGUUUCUGGCCGCGGUGGUGUUCUAUCAGACGGGUGAGGACGCGUGGAAACAGGUCGCGCCUUUCGAGGCGGUGAUGGGGGUUGUUACUGCUGUGGGGGUUUGGUUGUGGGGAUAGUUGGGGAAUGGAAGGAGGUUGUUAUCCUUCCUGGAUAGACGUGAGAAAGUGUCAUUUAUUUAUCGAGAACCCUCGCCGAAGAUGUUUGUAAUUCAAAAAAGGUACGCACGAUCGCAAUUUGCGUCUGCAGAGAGAGUUGUACCUACUGGCAUCUCUCACCCACCCAGUGCACUCCACAGAAGAGUGAACAGCCAUCCCAGUUACAUGCAAUUUUACCCUUAUCCAGACACUAGAUCUCCACCUAGUGGUCAACUAACAAAUAUGCCAAUAAACAUAAGUAGUCUGGUAUGCGGUUCUGGAAUCAAUAAACUGGAUAUCAAAAACAGUUAGCACGUAGUUUUCUCUGUUUCUCCUAGAGCUGAGGAAUCACACGAGUGAGUG